Messenger RNA from Hyposmocoma kahamanoa, 2801 nucleotides. RefSeq names its product cytochrome P450 6a2-like. Gene Ontology annotation, molecular function: iron ion binding; monooxygenase activity; heme binding. Bases 340 to 1821 code for a protein of 493 amino acids. The record is from RefSeq and is a predicted model, not a curated record. Lineage: Eukaryota; Metazoa; Arthropoda; Insecta; Lepidoptera; Cosmopterigidae. The transcript has 2 exons.
UGAUAACGAUGCGAUGUUGAUGAAUAUUGAUAUGAUUGAAAUUGGAGUGUGAGAGCCCACACAUAUUGGCGCCGUACGUCAACGGUCAACACUAUUGUCCUUGGGCAGGCAGCCUGUAGGGCUUAUCUGUACAUUCACCGGCGAUACGCCUCAUUCCAUUGCAGAACGGCACAGCAGGCGCCCCGCGCGACUUGCCCGCACAUUGACUGGCACACGCGCUACGUUGUUUUGUUUACUUACACGCAACGCCGCCGACUCGCCGCCUGUUGAAAAAUAGUGUUUUGUAGUGGAUGUGUUCAAUCAUUGUCACGAUUAUUGGAUUCAUAUAGUUUGUGCAAAAUGUUGAUCACUGUUAUUCUCUUAGUAAUAAUAUUUGUUCUUACGUUCCUUUUGGGAAUUUAUCACUACUCUACCGGCGGACGGAAGUACUGGGAGAAACGGAAUGUGCCUUACAGAGAACCAUGUCCUAUAUUUGGAAAUUUCGGGGCGACACUAACCAUGAGGAAAAGCUACGCUGACACACUGCAGGUCUUGUAUCAUAAAUUCAGGCAGGAAAAAUAUGUGGGCAUAUUUCAAGCGCGAAGACCGACUUUGAUGAUAAUAGAUCUGGAUAUAGUGAAAAAUAUAUGUACCAAGGAGUUUCAAUGUUUCAGUGAUCGUAUAUCGGCUAAUACGGACAUAAAGCGGGAACCUCUACUUCGCAAUUUGGCCAACAUGAGCGGUUCUGAGUGGAAAUCGAUGCGACAAAUUGUCACUCCUACAUUUUCUUCAGCUAAGAUGAAAGCUAUGUUUCCUUUAAUCGCAGAGUGUGCGGAGACAUUGAAAAGUGUUUUACUGCAGGGCUCCCUGGAGGAAGUCGACGUACCUGAUCUGAUGAGUCGCUACACGACUGAUGUUAUCGGCAGUUGUGCUUUUGGGGUUAAUCCGGAUUCCUUAAAAAAUGCCGACUCGCCUUUUCUGAAAAUGGCCCAAAAAGCUCUCGAACCCUCACGGUCACGCAUAUUGAAACGAUAUACCCGUACAUUUUUUCCUAGGUUGUUUAGAAUGUUAAAUUUAGUCAGUUAUUCCCGCGAAAUAGAGGUCUUCUUCACCCGUAUUAUAAAGCAAGUUCUUGAUGAGAGGCGGAACACUGGAUUUGAAAGACAUGACUUUCUCCAACUGAUGUUGAAUGUACAGAAAACUCACCUAAACGGUUUUCAAAUGACUGAUGAUUUGAUCACUUCCAAUUCGUACAUAUUCAUGCUAGCAGGCUUAGAAACAUCGGCGACCACAUUGUCGUUUUGUUUAUACCAUUUGGCCAAGAACAAAGAGCUGCAAGAUCAAUUGCGGAAUGAGAUAAAGGAGAAAUUGACACAGUUUGGCGAAUUGAAUUAUGAUGCUGCGGUUUCGAUGAAGUUACUUUUGCAGGUUAUGUGUGAAACGUUAAGGCUGCAUCCUCCUACGCCGUUGACCACCCGUCUAUGUACUUCGUCUUGUGCUCUACCAGGGACUGAUUUGCAACUGAAAAUGAAAGAGAAUGUUCUUAUACCAAUUUGUUGCAUUCAACGGGAUCCAGCUCAUUUCGCUGACCCUGACACGUUUGACUCAGAGAGGUUUGCCAAUGACGCUCACCCGGCUGGGUUUAUAGCGUUUGGCGAUGGUCCGAGGAGUUGUCCAGGAGGUCGAUUCGCACAAUUGAUAGUAGUGGCAAGCCUGACAGUCAUUCUGAGCACUUUUGAAGUAGAACCGUGCGGAAGAACUUCUUCAAAAUUAGAAUACCACCCUCGAAGUGUCAUGCUUAAAAACAAAGAAGGCAUUUUUCUUAAAUUUAAUAAGUUAUAAUAUAAUUUAACCAAAUUGGUUGGCACUGAAAAUUAAUGUACCGUAUAUUAUGAUUCAUUAUUGUUUAUUGUAAUGCAAAAAUGCUGUACCGCUUUCCUUAUUGAUUCUGGACUGUUGACUUUAAAAAAACGUUGGUCUUGUAGCUUAAAAUAUAUCAUCAGAAAUACAGAACGGGAAAUGUAACCGACGGAAUGUUGCCUGUAAAAUGAUAACAACAUCAUUAGACAAUCAAAGCAUCUCAUUUAAUUCAGUGGAAUUAUUGGAUCACAGUCUUGUGAUGUAUUGUUUAGGCUUAUAAAUCAAAAUGUACUAUAUGUAUAAUGUUCCUAUUUUACUGCACUAUUAAUUUUAAUAUUAGUACAAAUGAUUGACAGUGAUAAAGCUAAUAAGGUUCUUAUUGUGAAAUUGAUAAUGUUAUCAUAUAAUGGGACGGAUUCAAUUAUUAUUUAUCAAUGUUAGGCUAGUAAGAUUGGAAUUCUAUUGAACAUAUUAUUUAUAGAUUUGGUAUGUACACAAUGGACAAACUGGAGUGUGAUUGGAAUGUGAUUAUCAUGAAUUUAAUCGUGUUUUGGGUUUAGACACUAAAUGGAUGUUAACAAACUGAACAGGUUAAAGUUGUUGUUGUUUUUCGUUACAAUUUUUUGUUUGAAUAUUUGACCCAGGAUUUUACAAAAGCUUUUUGUAACGAUAGACUAGAAACGAAUGUUUAAUAACAAUGGGGCUGGUUAGAUAUAGAAUCGUGACUUAAUAUAAAUUAAUUCGAAGUUUUCGUUUAAAGAAAAGUCUGGGCUGAAAAAUUUGGGAAAAUACAAAUGUAUUGACUGUCUAUAGAGAAGUCAUAACAAGAAAUAUGAUACAUAUUAAAUGUAGUAGAAUAGUUAGAAUCGUUCAAAUCCUUAAUAUUAAGAGGCAACUUAAAAGAAACGGUAAUAAUAUUUUUAGGGUCUAUUUGAUAACGAAUAAAUUUUAAAAUGUAUUUA